This is a messenger RNA of Raphanus sativus (radish), 1655 nucleotides long. Its product is annotated as peptidyl-prolyl cis-trans isomerase CYP38, chloroplastic. Gene Ontology annotation, biological process: protein peptidyl-prolyl isomerization. Bases 184 to 1491 code for a protein of 435 amino acids. NCBI's taxonomy places the organism in Eukaryota, Viridiplantae, Streptophyta, Magnoliopsida, Brassicales, Brassicaceae. The transcript is spliced from 7 exons. Gene Ontology annotation, molecular function: peptidyl-prolyl cis-trans isomerase activity. The record is from RefSeq and is a predicted model, not a curated record.
CCGGAGAAGUGAGAGUCAUAAACCCCUUAUCCUCUUUCCAUCUCCUUCCUUCUCUUAUUAUAUCAAAAAGAAAAUCAUUACAUACUGAUUACUACUAAAGAACAAAAAGUUGAUAAUAUCAAAUGCGAUUCAUCAGGGCUGUCACUGAAAAUCAUUAUCUGCCUCUCUUCAAACCCUUUGGAAAUGGCGGGAUCGUUAGCCUCACUCCCUACGUUUAGUUUGGUGAAUGCGUCGAGAAGGAGAAUCGAGUCUUAUGGCUCCAGAAAACGCAUCGGAGUUGUUCGUUGUUGUUCCUCCGGCGACAGUCAGCAGCAGAGAGGGAGAUUAUUGAGAGAAAGUGCGAUUUCAUUAGCUUUAUCGUUGGGUCUAAUAGCUGGAGGAGUAGUCCCUUCGAUGGCUUCCCCUCCCUUCGAUGGCUUCGCCGUAGCAAACCCAGCGAUUCCAGAGGUGUCGGUGUUGAUAUCAGGACCUCCCAUCAAAGACCCAGGAGCUCUGUUGAGAUAUGCAUUGCCUAUCGACAACAAAGCCAUCAGAGAAGUUCAGAAGCCUCUUGAGGAUAUCACUGACAGCCUCAAGAUUUCUGGCCUCAAGGCUCUCGAUUCUGUUGAACGGAAUGUGAGGCAAGCAAAUAGAUCACUUCAGCAAGGGAAAAGCAUGAUUGUGUCUGGUUUUGCUGAGUCCAAGAAGGAUCACGGUAACCAACUGAUUCAACAGUUGGAAGCUGGUAUGCAAGAUAUGCUUCAGAUUGUUGAAGAUCGGAAGAGAGAUGCGGUUUCUCCUAAACAGAAAGAGAUUCUCCAAUUUGUUGGCGGAAUUGAAGAGGAUAUGGUCGAUGGCUUCCCUUACCAAGUCCCUGAUGAGUACCGCAACAUGCCUCUUCUCAAAGGAAGAGCCACUCUCGACAUGAAAGUCAAGAUCAAGGACAACCCCAACCUCCAGGAUUGUGUUUUCCGCAUUGUCCUCGAUGGUUACAAUGCCCCUGUUACCGCUGGGAACUUUGUCGACUUGGUGGAGCGCCAUUUCUAUGAUGGCAUGGAGAUCCAGAGAUCUGAUGGGUUUGUGGUACAAACGGGAGAUCCAGAGGGUCCUGCGGAAGGAUUUAUAGAUCCAAGCACUGAGAAAGUGAGGACUGUUCCUCUUGAGAUUAUGGUGGCUGGCAAGAAGACUCCUUUUUACGGCUCAACCCUUGAAGAAUUGGGUCUGUACAAGGCUCAGGUGAUGCUUCCUUUCAACGCAUUUGGAACAAUGGCUAUGGCUAGAGAAGAGUUUGAGAAUGACUCGGGAUCGAGCCAAGUGUUUUGGCUGCUGAAAGAGAGUGAGCUGACCCCAAGCAAUUCCAACAUCUUGGACGGUCGUUACGCUGUCUUCGGUUACGUUACUCAGAAUGAAGAUUUUCUGGCUGAUCUUAAAGUCGGUGAUGUCAUUGAGUCCAUUCAAGUUGUCUCCGGUUUAGACAAUCUCGUCAACCCCAGUUACAAAAUCGCCGGAUAGUUGCCAAAACUUUAUCGUUAAUUUCCCUUUUUAUCUGUUCAAGUUUUUUUUAAUCUUUGUGAGAGAGAGAGAGAAAUUAUAAAUGUGUAUUUUCCGCCUAUGAAUACUAUUGUAACUUGUCUAUUUUCUUUUUUCGUUUAAGCUUCGAAUUAUUGAUAUGUUCA